This is a messenger RNA of Penicilliopsis zonata CBS 506.65, 1235 nucleotides long. RefSeq lists its product as hypothetical. Lineage: Eukaryota; Fungi; Ascomycota; Eurotiomycetes; Eurotiales; Aspergillaceae. The transcript has 4 exons. Bases 239 to 961 code for a protein of 240 amino acids. The record is from RefSeq and is a predicted model, not a curated record. Gene Ontology annotation, cellular component: membrane; cytoplasm.
CACAGUUUGUUUUGCUGGAUGUUCGUGCCGAGCUCGAUUCCCAGCCGCCCUUGACCUUUGACCUUGUUGCAAGCUCUCUUCUGACACCUCGUAGCGCGAUUGACCGCUCCAUUGCACGCCGAACUGCCUAACACUCGUCCGACCGCCUCCGUUCGACCCGCUCGAGACCGACGACGACGAAUACGACGACACCGACGUUGAUACCGAAUUUCUCUCCUGCUUGUCGCCUGCCGCCGCCAUGUCUGUCAAGUUCCAGCAAGAGACCGUCCAGCAGGUGGUCAACCAGGCCCCGGAGUCUCUGCGGGCGGAAACCAAGGAGCUGGUGCAUAACAUCGGCGAGCGGUUGACUGGAGGAAGCACGGCCAAUGGCUAUCUUACGCUGUAUCUCCGCCAGCUGCAGUCGAACCCGAUGCGCACCAAGAUGGUGACCUCCGGUGUGCUGUCGGGUCUGCAAGAGUUCCUCGCCUCGUGGAUCGCGCACGAUGUCGGCAAGCAUGGCCACUACUUCAGCUCGCGCAUCCCCAAAAUGAUGCUCUACGGCACCUUCAUUAGCGCCCCGCUGGGCCAUCUGCUCAUCGGCAUCCUCCAGAAGCUGUUUGCCGGCCGCACCAGCUUGAAGGCCAAGGUCUUGCAGAUUCUCUUCAGCAAUUUGAUUAUCUCGCCCAUCCAGAACGUCGUCUACCUGUCCUGCAUGGCCGUGAUCGCCGGUGCCCGCACCUUCCACCAGGUGCGCGCCACCAUCCGCGCGGGCUUCAUGCCCGUCAUGAAGGUCAGCUGGAUCACCUCGCCGCUUGCGCUGGCCUUUGCGCAAAAGUUCCUGCCGGAGCACGCCUGGGUCCCCUUCUUCAACAUCAUCGGUUUCAUCAUCGGAACCUACGUCAACACUCACACUAAGAAGAAGCGCCUUGAAGCGCUACGCAAGCACUACGAUCAGCGCCGUGGCCCCGGAGGCGAAUAUUAGAUGAGGGACUUCCCUUGAUUUCUGGUCAGCGCGUGUCAUCCACCACUUUUGACAACACCGGCCCCGUGGAUGACAAGACAAGAAAAACAAUCCAGAAUCCCUCCUGAUUCCAGAAUCUAGAUAAUAUACCAGAGCUUCUGUGUGAAGUACAAAUGGUUAUCGCAAAUUUCCUCUGUCAUUUCCUUUGUCCCCCUUGUCCCCCGCAUGUGAUUUUAUCUCUUCCCCCCGGUUCCCUGUUCUGCUUCGAGACGAGUAACAUAUGCCGCUUUUUUUU